GUGAGGACGCACCCUUUCUGCUCUGUUCCCGCCGUGUCUAGUGCUGGUGUUGUUUCGCCGUGCCGUCGCUUUUUGGUCUUCUUUUUUUUAGUUAGCUGCCCCGCGGAUUUACUCCAUCGUUUUUGUGCUUGUGCUGGGGAUAUUCUAAAAGAAGAAGGAGAAGUGCCCUCGGAUGAUGAUGGAUGGGAAGAGUGCGACGGUGGAAGCGUUCGUUGGUUCUUAGUUUUUUUGUUGAUGGAAGUGUGGAGGUCUUUGAUCGGAGAAGGAGGAAGUUAGUUGUUGGAAGAAAGUAGUGAAAAAGGCAAUCCUAUCAGGCAGUCGAAAAAAAGAGAAAAGUGGAGAAACCCGAAAAGUAGUGAAAGAUUGUGUGGUUUUUAUUUGAUUUUCUGUGGUUGCGAGAGAUCACUGGGUGGAACGAGCGCGAGAGCGAGAAAGUGCAGAGUGCAAAUGCAGUUAGUGCAGCAGUACUACCAUCAGCAGCAGCAGCAGGGUGUGUGCGUAUGUGCCACUUCUAGUGGAAGAAGAUAAGAUCAUGUUUCUGGGCACGGCGACCGUUUUGUCGCCGCCGAUGAAAACAAAGGAAUCUACUAGCAAUAGCAACAACGACGACGGCAACGAAUAUGAACGGGGAAUUGUUUUUGUUGUUGGAGAAGGCCACCGUUGGGAUUCGAUGGGUUCGGGAAUGGCCGGUGGCUCCGAGGCUGACCCUGAAGCAUCGUCGUCGUCGUCGUCGUCAUCAUCAUCAGUAGCAUCGGAUGAUGAGCCCCCAGCAGGAGCCGUAGUACUAAUAGGCCAGUGCAGUUUGGCGACAGAACGACGGCAAGGGCCAUUAGCAGAAGCUGAACAUCGUCCCAGUCCCAAUAGGCCACGCAGCCGAUGGCGACCGAGUGGUGGCAAUGUUUGGGGCUCGCUGCUUCAUGUGUUAGUGUUUACAGUAGUAUUUAUUGAUCUAUUUAAUUCGAGUGCAUCGUCAUCGAUUCUUCGUGCGAGCAGUUUGGAUCUAGAAUCGGCAGUGGCAGCAGCAGUAGCAGAGGAUGCAAAGCCGGAGAUUUAUGGAAGAGCUGGUGACAAUCAACUGCAUCCAUCCAAAGAGUUCUCGCGUUACAGCAGAAUCCAACCGCGACUGGUCCACGGUCGCCACAAACGUUCACUAGCGAGCACCCGUGAAGAGAAUGGUCUUCACGCGUCGCACCUAACGCUAACCUAUAGGUUAAGUCAAGAAGAUGUGAUAUUAGAUUUACAAUUGAACGAACAACUGGUCCCGCGGGGGCACUUUCUCAGCUAUCAGCUCCCGAACGGAACCGGUAAGGCCGUCGAGCGGUACAACCGAACGGAGCAGGUGGAACUAUGCCAAUAUAGGGGUAAAAUACGGGAUAAGCCGGAGUCUAGCGUAGCGCUUUCAACCUGCCAUGGUGUUCGAGGGGUCGUCUUCGACGGUCACGAGACCUACUACAUUGAAAGCGACGUCCCGAUUGGGGAUACCGGAAAUGUCCUCAACAGGAUAGACCUAGCCGAUCAUUACAUCUAUCGGCACUCGGAUCUGUUGACGCAUGGGAAAUGUGGAUACGAGGGAGGCGUCAACUCCACUCACGAUGCGGAACUAUACCGGGAAUCGGAGUUUCAGCGGUUGUCGAGGCACAAACGGGCGGCCCCCAAAUCAUCAUCGUCAUCGCCGAUCCGCGGCCCGUACAACGCCAACAAACACUCCAGCUACGUCGAGCUGGUGAUCGUCAUCGACAACAAGAUGUUCAAAAGCAUGAAGGAGAACUUCAAGGUCGUCCAGCAGUACUGCAAGGAUAUCACCAACAUCAUCAACGCCCUGUACGAACCGCUGAACAUCUUCAUCGGGUUGGUCGGGGUGGUCAUCUGGAACGAAGCGAACGAGAUCGAACUGUCCAGCGAUGGGGAGAUCACGCUGAAGAACUUCCUGCACUACCGGAAGAAGGUGCUGUUCAAGGAUCACCCGAACGACAAUGCGCAGCUGUUCACGAAGGAGCACUUCGAGGGUGGCGUCGUGGGCAAGGCGCUGAAGGGUCCAAUCUGUACGUACGAGUUCAGCGGUGGAGUCGAGAUGUACCACAGCGAAGUGAUCGGAGUGCAAGCUACGACGGUGGCGCAUGAAAUGGGCCAUAACUUCGGAAUGGAGCACGAUACGCCGGAUUGCCACUGCGAGGACGAGCGGUGCAUCAUGUCCGCUUCGAGUUCGUCGAUCGCUCCGAAGCACUGGAGCAGCUGCAGUAUCGACCAACUGAAUUUGGCGUUCCACCAUGGGAUGAACUACUGUUUGAAGAACAAACCGACGCAGCUGUUCGAUUCGCCGGUUUGCGGCAAUGGAUUUGUCGAGCACGGUGAGCAGUGCGAUUGUGGUCUGCCGGAUCACUGUAUGAACUCGUGCUGCAAUCCGCGGACGUGUAUGCUGCAUUCGAAUGCUUCCUGUGCGACCGGGGAGUGCUGUGAUUUGGAUACUUGCAAACCGAAGCCCGGUGGAACGGUUUGCCGCGAGGCGGAAGGAGAGUGCGAUUUGCCGGAGUACUGCUCCGGGGAGUCGGAGUACUGCCCGAAUGAUGUGUUCAAAAGGGAUACGGAUGUAUGCGACGAGGGAAAGGCUUUUUGCUACAAGGGAUCGUGCAGGUCGCAGAACGAUCAGUGCCGAUUGCUGUGGGGUCCUACGGGCAGGUCGUCGAAUCAAUGCUACAAGAAGAAUGAGGAGGGAACGCGGCACGGGAACUGCGGAUACAAUCGAGUGAAGAAUGAGUACAUCAAGUGCGACGAAGGGGACGUGUACUGCGGGAUGUUGCACUGUCGGCAUCUGAACGAGAGGUUGGAGUUUGGGAUGGAGUCGGUGGCGAUUCUGUCGCACAGCUUCAUGACGUACAACGGGAGUGUGAUACCGUGCAGGUCGGCGAUCGUGGAUUUGGGACUGCAGAAGGUGGAUCCGGGAUUGGCGCCGGACGGGGCCAAGUGUGGCGAGGGGAAGAUGUGUCUGAACCAGUUGUGUACGGCCGUGGAGAGUCUCCGGGCGCAGGGAAGUGGAGUGCAGUGUCCGGAGGAUUGCAAUGAAAAUGGAAUUUGCAAUAGCGAAGGGCACUGCCAUUGCAACAAAGGGUUUGCUCCGCCGCUGUGCAAUAGCCCCGGGAAUGGAGGAUCGGAGGACAGCGGGCCGGCUACGGAUCCAAACUCCGGCAGCGGUUUCACCCGGUUCCUGUACAUCUUCUUCUGCGGCGUGGUGCCGACCUGUGCCAUCUUCGCGUUCGUCGUGUACUACCUGCGGCAGGAUCAUGGCGCCGGGCCCAAGAAGCACCGCAGCAAACCACCGUCCGUAUCUACGAGCAACAUGAAGACCGAUUCGUCACGAAGUACGGGAUCGACGCACACGAUGGUUCCGUCGUCGCCCAACUCUCCGGACGAUAUGAACUCGGCACUGCUGAGGCCAUCGAGCGAGGUGGACUUCAUCAGCAAUAACAACAUGUUUGGUAAAUUCAAAGGCUUCACCCUGAAACCCCUUCCCGAGCUGGGUGCCGUUCUCAAGUCUCCCAAUGUAGCAUUUGUCCACCCGGUGUCCAAGUACAGCGAGGACGCCAGUAGUACCGUUCCCAGUCGGCCAGCACCCCCUGCUCCAAAGCUUAAGCCUGCUGUCCCCGCGCAUACCGUUCAGAUCGGUAACAGUACCUACAAUAAACCGGCAGGUAUCCACCAGAUCAACGGAUACAAGCUGGCCAACCACGAGCAUCAGAUGGAGAGCGCACCGGCGCUGCCUCCGUUGAACCCCGGAUCAACAGCACGGCCUAUCAUAUCCAGCCCAAUUUUGGAAUCCUCUACUAAUACUUCAAGGGAGGUGAACUCCGGAACGACCAAGCUCCCGAUCCGACCUGCUCCGGUUCUACCACCUGUGCACACCAAUCCAGCGGGAUCCCAGGAGAACAUCGUUCCGGAGGUCCUCAUCAACCCGACCAGUAAGGAAAAGAAACCCAAAGAAGGCAAGCUAAAUCGCAUCACAUCCUACCUGAAGAAGGACGAAAAGGCGCCCAAGGCCGAACCCAAAAACAUCAAGAUCGUCGAUAAGGAGAAACUCAAAAACCUGCAAAUCUCCGCUCCGAUACCGAUAUCUUCGGAUCUAGCGCAAAGUAUGCCCAAGUUGAACGAAACCGAGUCGGCAAUGGCGGUUGAGACAAGCGCAGUAAGCGUCCAGCGUGCGAAGAGCAUGCGGGACCCGGAGGCUAACGGAAAGCGAGUUCCCGGAGAUGGCCAAGCUGCUUCGGAAUCACCACGGAAGCCGUCGACUCUGAAACGUCCCCAGAGCAUGGUUGGUUCCCGCCCUACGAUGCCUCCUCCACGACCUCCGGUACCGCCAGCUCCCGCGAUCACCGGUAUGAAGAUCCCGGGUGUUCCCGGCUACCAGAAUCCACCGCCACCAAAGUCCGUCACCAUCGUAACUCCCCGGAACGAAUACGAUGACUGUCAUGACGUGGAAGACUCGACGGCCACGACUACGACUUCUGCACUAGGCCAUGACAACAUCUACUCGGUGAUCGACGAGUCCCCGUCACCUCCGAGCAUCCUUUCACCGCAGGCAACUCUCUCGUCCGGAAGUUCCGACGGCAUGGGUCUCCUGGGGGAGAUUGUCAACGAAAUCGAGAGUCGCGGAAGCGACUCAGUGUACAUAGCUACGACGCUCAAAAGGGACGGAGGAGGUAUCCGGAAGUAUUCCCAGGCUCCCAAGGCCGAGGAGGAGGACGAAGACGACGAACCGACGUACGUCAAUACUUCGGAGAUUCAGGACGACGAUGAUCCGACGGAAGACGAAGAGCCGUAUCCCGCCAAUCUCAAGUCCAGCGCCAGUACCACGUCCAGCGGCUACCUGCGACCGUCGGCGAUCAACGCCCCGAUCGCCCGGGUGGCUCCCUCGAAGCCAGAAAGUGUUUCAUCUAAUUUAAGUAGUUUUAGAAAUGGCGGCGGAAACGUCCUUAGCACGCUGCAGUUCGAAGGUCCGACCACCGAGUCCAGCAAGCCACGAGCGGCAGCGGCGGUGGCCAAGAAAUCCACGGCCCCAGCUCCCUACAAGCCUUAUCACAGUACGGUGGCCAACAGCCGACCGGCAUCGGUCGUAACGGCCACCAAGUCCAAAAUCAACCAGGACAAGCAGCUGGCCAAUGGUGCGGCACCGAAACUAAGUCGAAACCCGACGCCACCUAAUCUCACCACAAAUGGCCGGAAACCGCUCGGCAAUAGCGUCCGGACGCGAAGUCCCUCGCCGAAAGGUCGAAUCGCGAAUGGCGGCGUGACAGCGGCCAAGGCGGCAGCUCCGCAGAAACCCAAAACUCCGGCCAAACCGGACAGCGUAGUCAAACCGAAGAUCUCGUCGUUGACCGCCAACAGCAAGAUCCUGACGGCUGCUGCCCGGCCCGCACCGGGCAAGGCGUCCAACGUGGCAUCACUGCAGCAGAAAUUCGAAACGAAAAAAUAGGUCACAACAGCUGGCGCCAUCUCUACUUAGAAUCACCGUACUAAUUCGCAAAACCAAUAGAAGGAGCCCGAGAUCAAUCAUUCAUAUUAUGUUAAUGUGAAGGAAAAAUGGGAAACCUCCCGCUUCGUUCCGUUUUUACGACACAGAAGAAGAAGAAGAAACAAUCAAUCUGUAUAAUAGUAGAACCGGGGUUUUUUGAAUGCUUAAGAUUUUAUACCGAAACCAAUCGCGCGCAAUAGAUCGUUUUUGUUUUCUUUUAAAUAAUAAACUAGUAUCAAAGAUUAUAAUACAAGUGUUGUGAAAAGGGCUUGAUCUCCUCCCCACUCGAUUUGAGCGCUUAUUGUUUCUUGAGCUUUCCCCCCUACCCUCGCCCUGCUGUUUAGAUAAAAUCGCGUAAAAUUUAGAAUCUAUCGAAACUCCUUAUCGAACCAAUAUGUUUGUUUGUAAAUAGCAACCAAAGAAAAUGAAAAGAAAAACCCGAAGAAAGAAGAUGAGGAAGAAGCACAUAAGCAUGGGAAAGGAACGAGAGAGAGAGAGAUAGAAUGGAAAGUGUUUAUCAAAAAAGCAAGAAACCGCAACUAAGUAAUCGAAUUUCAGUAGCCGUACGUAAAUGUUUAAGAGACAGAAAUUAAAAAAAAAACUGAGGAAAACGAAUCAAAAAAUGGAGAAAAUUGAUCAGAAACGAUUUGUGGUACCGAGUAUAAGAUUAUUAUUGUAGGAUUUGAAAAUUUUGCUGUAUGGUUAUCGAGCGAUGCGAGCAGGAUGUUAGAAAAGGGAAGUAAGAACAACAACAUACUAUUUGUGUAAAGUAACUGCUUUUUAUAGGUGAACAACAGAAAAUUGUAAGAAGGAAAAAUCGAAUAAAAACUUUUAUAAUAUCGA
This is a messenger RNA of Ochlerotatus camptorhynchus, 6346 nucleotides long. It is a transcript of the gene Meltrin, whose product is annotated as meltrin. Lineage: Eukaryota; Metazoa; Arthropoda; Insecta; Diptera; Culicidae. The record is from RefSeq and is a predicted model, not a curated record. Gene Ontology annotation, biological process: membrane protein ectodomain proteolysis. Bases 533 to 5464 code for a protein of 1643 amino acids. Gene Ontology annotation, molecular function: metalloendopeptidase activity. The transcript has 8 exons.